Messenger RNA from Paramecium tetraurelia, 1461 nucleotides. RefSeq lists its product as uncharacterized. Gene Ontology annotation, biological process: protein autophosphorylation; peptidyl-serine phosphorylation; intracellular signal transduction. The record is from RefSeq and is a predicted model, not a curated record. The transcript is spliced from 6 exons. Gene Ontology annotation, cellular component: cytoplasm; nucleus. Gene Ontology annotation, molecular function: calmodulin binding; ATP binding; calcium-dependent protein serine/threonine kinase activity. NCBI's taxonomy places the organism in Eukaryota, Ciliophora, Oligohymenophorea, Peniculida, Parameciidae.
AUGGGAUGCGGUUAAUUAAAGCAAGACUCAAAAUAACUGGAAGAUAAAAAUUUCAAAUCCAAUGUACCUAUUUCGACUUAGGUUUCCAUGGGAAUGACUGUUAUUUAAAAAACUGAAGCAAUAGACACAGACUACAUUCUUCAUAAACUAGAUCCACUAGCAACUCUACGAUCUUAUAUACGGAAGGGAAUCUCGAAAACAUAGAGUUAAGCACGAAUAAUCAGGACUUAUAAUUGUUCAAAUGCCAGUGUAGAAAGAAAAUAACAAUUAUAAGAGACUAUUAAUCUGUUGUUAUCAUUGAAACAUCUCAAUAUUCAAAGCACUUCUGCCUAUUAUUACUGUGAUUGCAGAUUAAGUUUAAUUGGUGAAUUCAUCGACGGAGGCAACCUUUUAACUUAGCUGGAUAAAUUUAGCUAAUUGCAGCAAUACCAAUAGAUUGAAAUCUUUUGUUAGAUUAUGGCUGGAGUUUAAUACUUACACGAUAAUGGAGUGAUGCAUGGUGAUAUUCGAUUAGAGCACAUUCUAUUUACAAACAGAAAUUUAGAAAAAAUUAAAUUAAUCGAUUUUGGGAUACCAAAUUCAAUCAAAUCAGAAUUCUCAUCGUGGAAACCAAAAAAUACUAUGUAAGAGUUAUCGUUUAAAUCUCCUGAUACUAUCAAAGGACAAUCAACUUUUAAAUCAGAUAUUUAUUCAUGUGGUUGUCUCUUGUAUUUCAUCAUAACCUCUCAUAUGCCAUUUUAGGCUAAUAAUUAUCAAUCCCUAAAAAGUUGCAUCCUUCGUGGUGUUCCUAAUUUUGAUAGUACUGAGUGUACUAACAUGAAUCCCUAAAUGAAGCAGUUAUUAAGCAAGAUGUUGGAUGCCAAUCCUCAGAGAAGACCAUCUGCAUAAGAGGUCCUCAAUCAUCCAGUUUUGAAUAAUAGAAAUAGAAUUAUGUACAAACCUAAUAAAUAAUUGUACAAGCAUAUGAAAGAAUUCAAAAUAUCCUCUUAAAUAUAGGCAGCUAUGUUAAUGUAUAUUGCAGAGAACAUGAUGUCAGAAUAGGAUAAAAAGAGAUUAAUGGAUGAAUUCUAAAAAUAUGAUCUCAAUAAAGAUGGACAAUUGACCAAAGAUGAAUUACUCAAAGUUUAUUCAGAAACAUUGCCUCCUGAGAGGGCUUUAAAAGAAGUGAAUACAAUUUUUAAAAGAAUAGAUGUAAAUGGAAGUGGUAAGAUUGAUUAUUAAGAAUUCAUUAUUGCAACAAUCGAUUAGAAGAAGUAUUUUAAUAGGGAAAAACUCUUAUUGUUAUUUACUUAAAUUGAUAGAGAUCACAGUGGAGAAUUGAGUAGACAGGAAAUCAAAAAAUUAUUAAGAGAUAUGUAGAUACCAAAUAAUAAAUAUGAACAACUAGUUAAAUAAUUGGAUCAAGAUGGUGAUGGAGCAAUAACACAAGAUGAGUUUCUCAAGAUGAUGUUAUAAAUUUGA